CCGAUGCAAUCUCGUAAAGCUGAAGAUCAGUAUUAUAAUUAAUUUUAUACACUCAGACGUUUUCCAUACACACCUCCCUCCUACGCGCUUUUGUGAAAAUAAUUUUCUACUUAUACUGCUUCUUCUAAUUUAAUCUUUUUGCCCGACCUUCAAAAACAGAUUCUAUCAGUAGUCUGUGCAGCUUUACGCGUGAUGUUUUGAGCGGAACCAUUAAAGUAGUACUACUGUAAUUCCGUAUUGUUGCAUUUGUCAGCGUACGCAAUUCUUCAGGGGUCAUCUUCAUGCUUGUAGUACAUACAUUGAAAUUUAAGGGAACUGCUCGAACAUCAUUAAAAAUGGGACUACGAUUACGUUUUCUGCAAACUAUAUUUCUCGGAAGUGUUCUUAUUUGCUUGGAUGCUGCUUUGGGAGACAACAUCAGCUUUGGCAUGCCGAAAUUUUGCCCACUGAACUGGACAAAGCGGAACAACAGCUGUUACAUGACCGGCGAGCGCUUCAACGGGGUAACGUGGUACGAAGCAGCGGCAUUUUGCCAGUCGUUUGGGGCCCAUCUCGUGGAAAUCAAUGAUAAAGCGGAACUCGCUUUUAUAGAUACCGCUGCGCAACAGGUGAGUUGGGUGGAUGGACCUUGGAUAGGAAUGUUACGCCCCUUUGGUGACGAGUUCUGGAUUCUGCCAUCCAUACGGACGGAAACUCAGGAUGUGGAUUUGAACAAAAUGUUCGGGGAAAUUGCGAAAGAUAGUUCCCAUGAUUGUGGCGGUUAUAAUCGGCGCGGCAAGGAUUUUGGAUUCUGGCGUUGCCGCCGCGGCGGAAGCCCGUGGUGCGAACUGGAGUUGGCCACCGAUCAGCAGAAUAAAUGAUGUAGUGUAUAUCGAUAGCAUAUCGGGGCUUUGUAGAUUGAGAUAAUAUGUAUUAGCAGGCGUUUUAAUCUGUGCAGGUUAAAUGGACAAAUUUAGAAAAAAUCCGAGUCAAUUUCGGGUCCACUUUUAUAAAAAAAUCUGCAUAUAAAAAAACAAGGAACAGCUGCAUACAAGAACUAUCCCAGUGAACGUAGCUUUCAGAUACUUAUUUGAAAUUGUUAAUGUUGGAAGAUAGGUCACAGAUGGAGGUAUUUGUUACAAUAAACCAGAAACAGGAAAUACGCCGCUAACUUGAGCAUUAACAAUAAACUGUCUGAUUAAUUGACCACAGUCCUUUGUACUAAAUAGCGCAUUGAACGCAAAUUUACUCCUUUAGCUGCACAAUGCAUGCAGUACGUCGUAAGUUACUUUGGACGAUUGUGUUUUCUGUGCAUACAUACUGUACACUUGUGACUUGAUUACAAUACUGUUAUUAACAAAUAAUAUAGAUAUACCGUAUUAGAAUGAAUUGUACGGUUCCAACAGCACCAAGUGUAUGGCCAUAAUUUGUACUUUACUGCUCGAGUUGCGUAAAAAAAAUCCCAAAACUUCUAGUACAGCGCAGUUUAUUAAAUGUUUAAUAGAAGAACUCAAGCAACGGAUAUCUUUGCCAGUUUUUGAUUUACUUUGCUUUAAUCUGAUUGCUGAAAUAAUACAAAAUGGAAGCUUCAAACCAGACCUGAGAGUGCCGGCACUGAUCUCGAAAGCUAUGUGUUUGCACUAAUUCGGUUAUGAUCGUCUUCCAAUCUUUUGCGCAAAAGCACGAUAUAAAUUUUUUCAAUGAAAUUCACUGAAUGUACCAAAGCAACAGGCGCUGUCAUUUUCGCGCUCACCGGCACGUACUGUGCUCAUCCCAAGCCGCAAAAACAUUGUGGCGUUAACGUUAAUAAUUCCGCUCUCAAAGUUUGCAAAAACAAAUGCAAAAGUUUUACGAGCAUUUAAACUAACGAAUAAUGGGCACCUCGGACGGGAACAAACUGGAGAACGAAGAUCCGUCAAAGGGCACUACGCCCGCGGGAAUGGGACCACCGGGUCCACUACUCGAGGACGUCCGCAAAGGUCGCGAACGCACCAUAAUCACACCGGAACCGAGCGGGCUGAUUCCCGGUGGGAAGGGUGAUCGCAUUUCCGAUCCCGGAUUAGACGACGUGGCGGAGAUGGGCGGUGCGGCAUCUCCGUUAAAGGCGCUGGGGAACGCCCCAAAGGGCAAAUGGAUCACCUGCACGCGCACCGGCAUGGGGAUCAGCUGGGCGGCUGAGCUGAGGAUGGCGCUCAUUUUGUGAGUGCAUUUAAUCUUGGUAGUUUUGGUUUUGUUAGAGGUGGGCUUUUCUUUCCAAAUGAGAUUAUUCCAGAAUGUACCGUCUAAACCGUCCGUGGAACUGUCCGACCGGACGAAGCCGCACAUUCCCAAUUGAUAAUUCUGAAUAACGAAUUUGAUGGAAUUGGGCGUAAAUUCUUGAGGAUCACAAGCUGAAAUUCAUAUUUAAACUUCAAAGAUCAGCAUAAGUAAACCUAACUUCGCAAGGGGAUAGUUACAUGUAACGGAACUUUUUUUGCCACUUUAUAUAUUGCUUACUUCGGUCAGCAUUCUUUAGUUGCACGUUAUACAGCGGUCUUGAGACAAAGAUCUCCACGGUAAUUUGAACUGGAUCAAGUGUGCAUUUGAUAUUUAGCGGCUCUACAAUAAAAUUAAAAACAGCUCAGUAUAGUCUACGGCUAAGGCACAUAAAAAGUUGUGCAUGUGAUAAAAUACUAAGUUGCACAUUAUAUCCGUAUGUUAUUAUCUAUGCACUUUAAAUUACGUUUUUAUGCAUGUAUUUCGAUUCCAAAGCAUACUUUUGUCUAAAACUCUUACUGUAACAGCCAUAAUUAUAUAUAUAUGCACAUACAUGCUGCUCACCCUUGCAGAACACAAAUGUUUUAAUAAUUCCAAUAAAUAUAAUCGAAGCGAUCCGGAGAAGCAUUGCGGAGAUUUUUAUCUUAAUACUUGAAAGAAAGCGUAAUUUACAGAUUAUGUAAAGGACAUAGAAAGCAAAACGCUUUUUGUUUUAACGGCUAGUCCGAGCAGGCAGAUGGAGAUGCGCAGAGAUUCAGCUGCAUUAGCCAAUUGACGGUUUGCUGCAAAUGGUGUUGCACUAGCCGGAAGCAUAUGAUUAUUCCAACUAUUGUGCAGGCGGUAAUGUAAUGUGUGUUUUUGUUGUCAGUCAAAAUUUGCUGGCGACUGAAUUGUCCAUUCGGCGUUGAUGCCGUUCGCGAACUCAAUAAGUACUUUUUUCUCGCGUACAGAUACACGCCAUCUGUAACUCGAUGCCGCCAUUAAUGGACGAAGCGUGGUUCCAGGUGAGCAGUUUAUAACUUGCAUAAAAGCCAAUCUGUGACGCCGCGGCCACUUGUGCUGUUAUUGUUAUGACCACAAAAGAUGAGCCGGCCCCUCACACUAAUAAUAUUUUCACUCGACAUCAUGUACGGUCUAAAAAGCUAGAAAAACAACAUUUGUUACAGUAACAUGAUUUUUAUGGCAUUCCAACUAAAACGCUUACUUGCGAAAUUUUGAAUAUUACACACC
Messenger RNA from Paramacrobiotus metropolitanus, 3465 nucleotides. RefSeq names its product perlucin-like protein. The record is from RefSeq and is a predicted model, not a curated record. Lineage: Eukaryota; Metazoa; Tardigrada; Eutardigrada; Parachela; Macrobiotidae. The coding region runs from base 282 to 860 and encodes 192 amino acids. The transcript has 4 exons.